Lipotes vexillifer (Yangtze River dolphin) is the source of this 414-nucleotide messenger RNA. RefSeq names its product LTO1 maturation factor of ABCE1 (gene LTO1). The coding region runs from base 1 to 414 and encodes 137 amino acids. The transcript is spliced from 5 exons. NCBI's taxonomy places the organism in Eukaryota, Metazoa, Chordata, Mammalia, Artiodactyla, Lipotidae. The record is from RefSeq and is a predicted model, not a curated record.
AUGGCCGGGAGUCAGGACAUGUUCGACGCCAUCGUGAUGGCGGAUGAGAGGUUUCACGGGGAAGGUUAUCAGGAAGGCUAUGAAGAAGGAAUUAGUUUGGGUUUGAUUGAAGGAAGACGGUAUGGCACGCUACAUGGAGCUAAAAUCGGAUCUGAGAUCGGGUGCUACCAAGGUUUUGCUUUUGCCUGGAGGUGUCUCCUGCAUGGCUGCGCCACUGAGAAAGACAGCAAAAAGAUGAAGGUCUUAGAAUCGUUGAUUGGAAUGAUUCAGAAAUUCCCUUAUGAUGACCCUACUUAUGAUAAACUUCAUGAAGACUUAGACAGAAUUAGAGGGAAAUUUAAGCAGCUUUGUUCAUUACUAAACGUGCGGCCCGACUUUAAAAUUAGCGCAGAAGGUUCCGGACUUUCAUUUUGA